Molecule: messenger RNA, 1819 nt
Organism: Ciona intestinalis (vase tunicate)
Lineage: Eukaryota; Metazoa; Chordata; Ascidiacea; Phlebobranchia; Cionidae
Product: phosphoserine aminotransferase-like
Biological process (GO): L-serine biosynthetic process
Cellular component (GO): cytoplasm
Molecular function (GO): pyridoxal phosphate binding; O-phospho-L-serine:2-oxoglutarate transaminase activity
Source: RefSeq, a predicted model, not a curated record
CGUUUUAAAGCAAAAACGGCGUAUUGUUUUAGUAUGACGUAACAUAAAACGCCACGAAAAAAGAAGUUGUAGGUAGCUGUAUAAAUAGAGCUCGGACAUUUAACUCGCCCUCCAUUCGCACUGAUACAAAACAGAGACGGUCGUCUAUUAUUCUCAAAGUUAUACAGACAGAAGCUUAUACAUUAUCUCAUACAAUGUCAACUAUGAACGGAAACGGUUACACCAACGGGCAUACUGCUGUACAGAAUGGUCACAGUUAUAGCAAUAUACAGGCAAUGAAAAACGGAGUACAUAAGACAGUGCAGAAUGGUCAAACCGCCCCGACAAAGACAGAAAAAUCAGACGUUAUCAACUUUAACCCCGGCCCAGCAAAGAUAGACGCAUCGGUGAUGGCAAAAGCACAAACUGAACUCCUCAACUACAGAAAUUUGGGCUUUGGCGUUCUUGAAAUGAGUCACCGAUCUGCGGAGUUUAUUGAUAUUGUUGAACAAGCCAAAACCAAUCUCAGAGAACUCAUGAAAAUACCAGACAACUACAAGAUUCUAUUUCUGCAAGGUGGCGCCACUGGGCAGUUCAGUGCUGUGCCUUUAAAUCUACUUAACCUUUCAAGUGAUGCCACAGCAGAUUACAUUGUCACAGGAACUUGGUCUGCUAAAGCAGCAAAAGAGGCUGAAAAGUUCGGCAACAUCAACAUUGUGCACCCAAAACUCAAAAAAUACACAAGCAUUCCAGCUGAAGAAACAUGGCAGUUAAACCCAAAUGCAGCUUAUCUUUAUUACUGUGAUAAUGAAACUGUAAACGGAGUUGAAUUCCACUUUGCACCACAAGCAGGAAAUGUUCCAAUUAUUGCCGAUAUGUCUUCAAAUAUUCUCUCAAAACCUGUGGAUGUUUCAAAGUUUGGUGCAAUUAUUGCUGGAGCACAAAAGAACAUCGGAUGUGCCGGAGUGACUCUUGUUAUCAUCCGAGAUGAUCUUAUUGGACAUCAGUUGAAGGAAUGUCCAGCCGUGCUCGACUACAAACUUCAAGCUGACAUGAACUCACUUUAUAAUACACCACCUAGCUACAGCAUUUAUUUGACUGGAUUGGUUUUGGAAUGGAUCAAAAACUCUGGUGGAGUGAUGUCUAUGGCAAAGAGAAGUGCAAUCAAGUCACAGUUGAUCUACUCUGUCAUUAACAACUCAAAUGGAUUUUACCAUUGCAUGAUUGAUGACGACUGCAGGAGUCGAAUCAAUCUUCCAUUCCGAGUUGGAGGACCUGGAGGUGACCAGGAGCUGGAGAGUCUCUUUCUCGAGAGAACGAAACAAGCGAACAUGGUUGGAUUAAAGGGACAUCGGUCAGUAGGUGGUAUUCGUGCUUCCUUGUACAAUGCUGUCACGAUUGAGGAAACUCAGAAGUUAGCAGAUCUAAUGCUUGCCUUUCAACAAGAACACGCUUAGUUUUAUUCUUUUUCUUAGACCAAUAUGAUUUUAUUUAAGAUUCUAUUUUAUUUAUAGUUUCACAAGUUCGCCAUGUGUUUUAAAACUAUCCUGCUACUGUGCGCAGGAAAUCUGUAUUCCUUUUUAUUCGUAAAAACACGAAUUAUUCACCUUUUUCCCUUCAUGUGUUUAAAGGUGUCAAAUUGUGCUUUAUUUUAAAUGGAACAUUAACACAAAAUGUUGGUUUUGGUUGUAAAUGGUGGAUAUUUUUUGUUACAAACCUUGUAGGAGAUGCGUGCCUUUACAUACGUCAUUGUACACAUCAAAUACAUACGUAAGAGCUUCCUAAAUUCGUGACUUUUGUUACGUAAAUAUUGCUUUCAAUAAAAUACGCAACAAAACUA